Molecule: messenger RNA, 1668 nt
Organism: Oppia nitens
Lineage: Eukaryota; Metazoa; Arthropoda; Arachnida; Sarcoptiformes; Oppiidae
Product: acetylcholine receptor subunit alpha-like 1
Exons: 19
Coding region: 157-1668 (503 amino acids)
Biological process (GO): nervous system process; regulation of membrane potential; monoatomic ion transmembrane transport
Cellular component (GO): postsynaptic membrane; synapse; neuron projection
Molecular function (GO): transmembrane signaling receptor activity; acetylcholine-gated monoatomic cation-selective channel activity
Source: RefSeq, a predicted model, not a curated record
UACCUUAAAGCAACUGUUACUCUAUGGAUCGGUUUGUUUGCUUACAAUGUGGUUCAUUGUAAUCCAGAUGCUAAACGACUAUAUGAUGAUCUAUUAUCAAGUUAUAACCGAUUGAUACGACCUGUCUACAAUAACAGUGAUAAAUUAAUUGUAAAAAUGGGAUUGAAAUUAUCACAACUUAUUGAUGUGAAUCUCAAAAGUCAAAUAAUGACAACUAAUGUAUGGCUUAAUCAGGAAUGGACAGAUUAUAAGCUGAAAUGGGAUCCCAGAGAGUAUGGCGGAGUGUCUCAGCUGUAUGUGCCGGCAGAGGAGAUAUGGUUACCAGACAUUGUUCUCUACAAUAACGCUGAUGGCAAUUAUGAGGUUACUAUCAUGACUAAAGCUAUCAUUCACGACUCCGGAAAAGUGGUUUGGAAUCCGCCGGCGAUAUACAAGAGUUCUUGUAAUAUAGACAUCAAUUAUUUCCCAUUUGAUCAGCAGGAAUGCUCGAUGAAGUUCGGCAGCUGGACAUACGACGGAAGUCAAGUUGAUUUGAUACACUUGUUUGAUCCGACACAAACUGAAAAGGAGACCACUAUUGUCGAUGGCAUUGAUUUAUCUGAGUUUUAUCUGAAUGUUGAAUGGGAUAUAAUGCGAGUGCCGGCCAAAAAAAAUAUCAAAUUUUAUUCAUACGAUUCAGAUCCCGCUCCCUAUCUGGACAUCACUUUCAAUAUAACACUUAGAAGAAAGACUCUCUUCUAUACGGUAAAUCUGAUCAUUCCUUGUGUCGGUAUUUCGUGUCUAUCAGUACUUGUAUUUUAUUUGCCCUCCGAUUCCGGCGAAAAGGUCACACUAUCGAUCUCUAUUAUGCUGUCCUUAACUUUCUUUUUCUUGGUACUCAUUGAGACCAUUCCAUCGACAUCGUUGGCGAUACCAUUGUUAGGCAAAUAUCUUAUUUUUACAAUGGUCCUUGUUACUUUUUCAGUAAUCGUAACGGUAUUAGUAUUGAACAUACAUUUUCGGUCGCCAUCCACUCAUCGUAUGGCUCCGUGGGUUCGCAAGACUUUUAUUAGGAUAUUACCAAAGUUACUAUUGAUGAGACCGCCACAGUUUAAAAUUGAGUCCACUGAGUCUGAUAAUAAAAUUACCACUGAAAAGGUGAUCACAGAUAUGGCCACUCUAUUAGGUCCAAUCUCUUCCACAUCCAAUUGUAUUGCCGUCAAACCCGAUCAAUACAUGAUCGCCAAUAAAGACUUCAGAAGUAGCAGUGGUGCCAACAAAGUGCGAUCUAUAGUUCCUCCACAACAAACUAAUUUGUUUUCUAACUCUGGCUCCGGAGGAGAUGAGAUCAUUAUUCAAGAUUUAGAGGGCAGUCCAGUACUACCAUUUUUUGAGCCACCGGUGGCCACCAGUUAUUAUCCCAAAGAAGUGGAUCAAAUGAUACAUAACGCCAUAUUUAUUGCUCACCACAUCGAUAAUGCCGACGAAUUCAAAAGUAUUCAAGAGGACUGGAAAUACGUUGCAAUGGUUUUGGACAGGCUAUUUUUAUGGAUAUUCACAGCUGCCUGUGUAAUUGGCUCGUCGUGUAUAUUAUUAUUGGCCCCAUCCAUAUACGAUACAACUAUACCACUUGAUAUAAUGCAUUCAAAAAUAGCUAAAAGUCAGUUUGAUUUUUUGGCAGAAGUUUAA